AUGCGAUCGGUCAGCCGUCGCUUCCGCCACAUCAUCGACCACAUUAUAUAUGAGCGCUUGCUCGCAGCCGCCUUACUCGAUGAUUGGAGGCUCAUCAUUGAAUGUUAUCAUCCGUGGGAUCAACGGUCUGCGGAUUACGUAUUCUGUGAAUACCUAGAGACCCCGAGCUUGAGCUUGGAUGCUCGACGGUCUGGAAUGAACGGCAUCCAAACUGAUAGUUUCAAGAACCUCCAUGCACGUUUCAGGCCGUGCAAAACCACUCCAGAGCUGAGCUAUAGGCGACGACAACCGCCCGGGGACAUUCCGGGCUCACGCACUUCCGAUGCUGCCAAUUCUGCGGGGUUGUCUGGAGAAGACUCGGUCAAGCUGAGAAUCAAUCUAGAUAGUCACGAGAACUUCUCUCAGCUCAUCUUCAGUUCAAGUCUAGUCAGAAUCGGACCGCGAAAGGGCGUUUUCUAUUCUCUCGCCAACGUUUUAGAUAGAAAGACCAUGAGAUUAUUUCGCAGCUGGCUUUCUCAGAAGGCUGAUCUUGACAAACCAACGCGGGGGCCCGAAGAAGAGCUGCCAGAUGCGACGAGACUAAAGGUCGAUCAAGCGAAAGCGAGUCAACUAAUUUGGAUCGAUGACGGGACGAAGAUCGCAGGGCUUGAUAUCGAGUUGAAAGAGCUCAAAUGGAACAGAACAGCGCCAAUUCUGAUGGACAGGGAUGAGGAACGAAAUAUCAGCUAUUCUAUAGAGCUGAAAGGUAUGCUAAUCUGA
This is a messenger RNA of Bacidia gigantensis, 759 nucleotides long. RefSeq lists its product as uncharacterized. The record is from RefSeq and is a predicted model, not a curated record. The transcript has a single exon. Bases 1 to 759 code for a protein of 252 amino acids. Lineage: Eukaryota; Fungi; Ascomycota; Lecanoromycetes; Lecanorales; Ramalinaceae.